AUGAGAGCGACCAAGGAGGAUGGGGAGGAGAAUGGCGGGGAGGGUGAUGACGAAAAGCAAAUCGAGCCGAGGCAACAACAACAACAACAACGCGAGCUACGCAAAUUACCGGCAACAGCGACAGCCGCUUCGACUGCAACAACAACAGCAGCAGCAGCGGUAUCGAAAAGCGAUAAGCAGCCGGCUGUAGAGGGUGCAACAACAAGCUGUGAGGAGAGUGCUGAAGAACAGGUGAAGAACAAUGUAAACGAAGCAGAAGAAGAAGAAGAAGAAGAACAAGCAGCAGUAACGGCGGCGGUAGAAAAGCAAAACGAAACAAUGGAAACACAGGAAAUAUAUGAAAAAACAGCCUGUGGUGCUGUUGUUGCUGAUGGUGGUGUUGAAAAAGAUAUGGUAGUGACGGUGCCGGAAAAUGAAACGAACGAAGAAGAAGAGACUGACGUAGACGAGGAAGAGGAAGACGAAGCAGAAGCAGAUGUGGAUGUAGAUGUUGAGGAAGAGGGGAGUGAUAGAGCAGGAGAAGUAGCCAUAGCAGCCGAGCCGUCAACUGCAUAUGCAAGCGAGACCACAGCUGUUGCCAAGUAA
Ceratitis capitata (Mediterranean fruit fly) is the source of this 585-nucleotide messenger RNA. Its product is annotated as nucleolin-like. NCBI's taxonomy places the organism in Eukaryota, Metazoa, Arthropoda, Insecta, Diptera, Tephritidae. Bases 1 to 585 code for a protein of 194 amino acids. The record is from RefSeq and is a predicted model, not a curated record. The transcript has 2 exons.